Scomber japonicus (chub mackerel) is the source of this 2625-nucleotide messenger RNA. It is a transcript of the gene zc3h10, whose product is annotated as zinc finger CCCH-type containing 10. The transcript is spliced from 3 exons. The coding region runs from base 315 to 1973 and encodes 552 amino acids. Gene Ontology annotation, molecular function: metal ion binding. The record is from RefSeq and is a predicted model, not a curated record. Lineage: Eukaryota; Metazoa; Chordata; Actinopteri; Scombriformes; Scombridae.
UGCAUCAAAAAAUGUGGUAAACAGUACCGUGGCCUUGAUGAAUUUCCAGAAAUAACAUAACUGGCCUUGUUAUUGCUGUUAGCGGACAUACCUGCACACAUUUCUGCCUGUCAGAGCUUGGUCCGCAAGGAGUCGCUCAGUGGUUCUCUGUGUCCUGCUCCUGGUCGCUAUCUGAUCGUUGAAUAGGAGCAGGCCCUGUCUUAAGGGAAAAACAUCCAUGACUUCCUUUCCUCUAUAUGUGAAUGUUUACCAGGUCUCGUCAGCCCCCUUUAUACCCAUGAGUGCAAUUUUCUCCUUGAGCUCGGCCAAGCGCCAUGCCUGACCGGGACGGUUCCUACCUGUCAGGUGGUGGUGGAAGUGGUGGUAGUCUGAGUGAGGAAGGAGGAGCUGGGUCUGGUUUGGCAGGGUGCUCUGCAGAGGGCAGAGGGGGUCCAGGAGGAGGUGUUGGGAGCAACGUCUCUGGGUCUGGGGGUAUGGGGGGAGGAGGGGCACUCGGAAACGGCAACAGCUGUGGGAAUGGUGGAGGCAGUGGGCAAGGUGCAGGACUGGCAUUGGACGGGGUCUGCAGGGACUUCAUACGCAAUGUGUGUAAGAGGGGGAAGCGCUGCCGCUUUAGACACCCAGACUUUAAUGAAGUGCCAGACUUGGGAGUGCAGAAGAAUGAAUUCAUCUUCUGUCAUGACCAUCAGAAUAAAGAGUGUAUGCGCUCCAACUGUCGAUUUGUCCAUGGAUCUAAAGAGGAUGAGGACUAUUACAAGAAAACAGGCGAGCUACCCCUCAGACUAAGAGGGAAAGUUGCAGCACGACUGGGCUUGUCCCCUAUGGAUCUCCCCCAUAGCCGAGGGGAGGUCCCCAUCUGCAGAGACUUCCUGAAGGGAGAGUGCCAGAGGGGGAAUAAGUGUAAAUUUCGCCAUGUCAAAAAAGACUACGAAUAUGAACCUUCCAGGGUUGGAGUGGGUGGUGUUAUAGGGCCAAGUGCCAGUGGAAUGGUAAAUGCAGUGGGAGGCAUAGGUGGUGUAGGAGGAGGUGCCUGUGGAGGAAUGCCAGGACUUGUGGGAGGUGGAGGUGGAAGUAAUAUGAUGGGGACGGGCUGCCCCAGCUUGGGUGGCUGCAGAGAUCCUGGUAUCUCAGGAGUUGGAGUAGGUGGAGGAGGGAUGGCUGGUUGUUUGUCCUUAGGUUCUGCGGGACAGCGACGUUAUGAAAGGACCCCAUGCUCUGUAUAUGACCCUUUGCUUGAAAGUGGGCUGUUUGAUGCUGGGUCACUGGAGGCCACUAUGGACCACACUUCUCUACAGCUGAAGAGGCGGCGGCUGGAGGGGCUGCGACUGGCAGAUGGGAGUACAGGUGGACACUAUGAGUUAGGAGUCCAGGCCACCUUUCCGCCUCGUCCUCUCGAGUACAGGUUCCUGGAGGAAGAAAACUCCCUGCUGAGGAAGAGGGUGGAAGAGUUGAAGAAACAGGUUUCAAAUCUCAUUGCUACAAAUGAGGUUCUCCUGGAGCAGAACGCCCAGUUCCGAAGCCAGACCAAGGUGAUGACGCUGUCCUCUACCCCUGCCCCCUCUGAGCAGUCUCUGGCCCCCCCUGUGGGUGCAGUCAGUUCCUACAAUCACAGCAUCGCCCAGACUCACACCACCCUAAGCAGCGCUGGACUGCAGCCUCGACCUGUCACCCAGCAGGACCUGGUGGCACCCACCGGUGCCCCUUCAGCACCCCCAAGCAAUGCUGCCCCACCAACGGCCCCUCCACCCCACCUGAACCCUGAGAUCACCCCCCUUUCAGCUGCCCUUGCACAGACAAUUGCUCAAGGGAUGCCGCCUCCUGUUUCUAUGGCACCGGUGGCCGUCUCCGUGGCACCGGUGGCAGUGUCCAUGACGCAGCCUCUGCCUGGCAUCACCAUGAGUCAUGCCACCACCCCCAUGGUGUCGUACCCCAUUGCAAGUCAAAGCAUGAGGAUCACCACUCUGCCUCAUUAACUGAAAGACAGAGCUGUGGUACCAAUAAGACAACUGUAACAUUCUCAAUGGGGUUUUUUGAGAUGGAUGGUCUCCUAUCAUGUAUAUGGCAUUAAACCGAUGACACAACAGUGACAACAAUGAAAAUGAAGCUUGUACUUCCCCACCAGAGGGCAGGAUAAACACUUCUCUGUUCAGACGAUCUUUUCUGUGGCAACAUCACAAACAGAUUUUUUUUUGUACAGACUGACUGACCUGUGAACUUCGACAAAAGUCUGUGAACCAAAGCGAUCUUUUCAAACACCAGAAAUGACAACAAACUGAAAAUAUGUUAAGUCAUCCAUAGUGUUUGAAGCAUUACUGCAAGACUGCUCUGCUGUCCUUGUGGGGACAAUGAAGACUGUCGAAGCCGUUUAUGUUUAUUUUUUUGUUAGUUGCUUUGGUGUAAAUUAACUUUGGUACUUUGCACAUUUCAAAGUGAAUUACAACAACUCAACAAUGAAUUUUGUGUCAUGUCAGUUUGUUUCCAACUGUACUGUUACAAUUCUCAGUUCACACAGGUAAAAUAAAGAAGACAUGGCGAGGGAAGAACAGUUUUAACUGGCAAAUCCUCUUGUCAACAUGCUAUUGCUUGAAUUAUUUGGGUGGGGUCCAGGUGGAGUUACAUUGUGUA